UCCGGCGAGUCCAAAUGGCCGCGGCCGUUGAAGACUCACGUGUGAGCACCGGGAAAAAGCUUAAGCGUUCCCUGAAGAAAAAGAAAAAGAUUAAAAUGAUAGCCAAGGCCGCGGUGUCGAAGCUGGAAGAUGAGCUCAAAGAUUCUUCAGACGGAGAAGGAAGCUUUGAAUCAGACAUGCACCAGUCAGAUGAUGGAGCUGUAGAAGCCGACAGUGAGGACAAUGUUGAAUCCUGUGAGGAAGAAAAUGAAGACGCUGCGGAACCAAGUGCUGGAACUAAUUCAGGCUGGGCAGAUGCCAUGGCCAAAAUCCUUAGCAAAAAGACGCCUAAAAGUAAACCCACCAUCCUCACCAAGAACAAAGAGCUCGAGAGGGAGAAGGAGAAGCUAAAGCAGGAGAGGGCGGAGAAGAGGAAGCAGCUCGAUAAGAAGCGGGAGUGGGAAAUGAUGUGCAGAGUGAAGCCAGAUGUUGUCAAAGACAAAGAGGCAGAGAGGAACCUUCAAAGGAUUGCGACGAGGGGUGUGGUGCAGCUAUUCAAUGCUGUUCAGAAACACCGAAAGAAUGUUGGCGAAAAAGUUAAGGAAGCAGGGGGCUCCAUCAGGAAGCAAGCUAAGCUGAUGUCAACCGUUUCCAAGAAGGAUUUCAUCAGCGUUCUUCGGGGAGUGGAUGGUACGAGUGAGAACAGCCCUGCUGGGAAGACCCUCAAAGCCAGACAGACUGAAGUGAAAUCAGAAGAGGGCCCAGGGUGGAAGAUCCUGCGAGAUGAUUUCAUGAUGGGAGCCAGGAUGAAGGACUGGGACAAGGACAGUGAUGAGCCUGCUGGUGGCAGGGCAGGGUCGGCCAGUGACUGAGCAG
Acomys russatus (golden spiny mouse) is the source of this 855-nucleotide messenger RNA. RefSeq names its product ribosomal RNA processing 15 homolog (gene Rrp15). The coding region runs from base 15 to 851 and encodes 278 amino acids. Gene Ontology annotation, biological process: maturation of LSU-rRNA; maturation of 5.8S rRNA. The transcript is spliced from 5 exons. The record is from RefSeq and is a predicted model, not a curated record. NCBI's taxonomy places the organism in Eukaryota, Metazoa, Chordata, Mammalia, Rodentia, Muridae. Gene Ontology annotation, cellular component: preribosome, large subunit precursor.